Molecule: messenger RNA, 1439 nt
Organism: Spinacia oleracea (spinach)
Lineage: Eukaryota; Viridiplantae; Streptophyta; Magnoliopsida; Caryophyllales; Amaranthaceae
Product: histone-lysine N-methyltransferase ASHR2
Exons: 3
Coding region: 265-1401 (378 amino acids)
Molecular function (GO): protein binding
Source: RefSeq, a predicted model, not a curated record
CAGUCCAGUCCGCUUGUCCCUUGGCCAUCUUUACUUUAAAAAAAAUACAGAACUCUUUAGUGUUAUCAAAGGUAAAAUAAUAAAAUAGUUCAAGUUAAGUGCCUUGGAUGCUCCGUUGAAAUUGCUGCAUACUCCGUAAGAAUGUAAGAUAGUGUAAGAAGAUUUGGAAGCUUGCGAGUUGCAACACUAUUGAGGCGGUUCAAUAGCAUUUUGGUGUAUCCAUUGAAGAUUUAGAGAUCAAGCACAUAUAUAGAAGAUACAUCAAUGGAACAGAACACAGCAGAAAAUUGGCAGGAAUGUAUACCAGGUUCUCUAAAAUUGGUAGAGAUUGAGGGUAAGGGAAGAGGUUUAGUGGCCUCUGAGCCAUUAAAAGGAGGCCAAGUAGUUCUGCAAGAGUCUCCCAUUCUUACAUUCUCCGCCUUCCCUCUAAAACACGGGAGAAAUGAUGAAGAAAAAGCUGCUAAUGCUUCUUCAACAUAUUAUUGUUCACAUUGUUACAGACAGUGCAUGGUUUCAGAAGGAUUCUCAUGCCCUUCAUGCUCCCAUCCGAGUCACACCGUCUUCUGCAGCUAUAAGUGCCUAUCUUCCGGUCUUAGCAAAAUACAUACACCUUGGGUGUGUGACGCCCUUAGACAAUUCAGGCAUUGCUCUUUAUUGUUGGACCAUCAGCCCGAAGAGCGUCAGGUACAAGCCCGUUACUUGGUGGCCGCGUACAAUCUUGCAAUAACAUCACCUUCAACCUUCAAAACCUUGUUAUCGCUUCAUGGAGAAGGCCGGCAAAAGGAUGUUGAUUCUGCAAUGUUUCUCCACUCUAUCAUUUCAUCACUUUCAUUCCCAGACGGGUUUUCAGCUCCUUCAGUGGAAACAAUAGCAGCACUCCUAGACAAGGAAAGUUGCAACUCCUUCAGUCUAAUGGAGCCUUAUUCAGUAAAUGGGGGAAGAUCUGCUAGAGCUUAUGGUCUUUAUAAGAAUGCUUCAUCUUUUAACCAUGAUUGCCUACCUAAUGCCUGUCGUUUCGACUACCUCGACAGUAUUAAAGAUGAUAAAAACAGUACUGAUUUAGUUAUCCGGAUGAUACAAGAUGUUCCUCCAGGUAAGGAAAUAUGUAUAAGUUACUUCCGAGUUGGCCUAAGCUACUGCGAAAGGAAACAAAGGUUGCUUGAUUAUUUCGGUUUUGCAUGCUUUUGUGAUCGAUGCAAGGUUGAUGAAAGCAAUGAUAAGGAUGGAAGUGGUGGUGCUGAUGAUGAUGAUGAUGAUGAUUCUACAUUCAUUGCGAAAUACAUGUGUGAGAGGGAGAAUUGCGGAGGUACUUUGGCUCCUUUGCCACCUUCUAAUGGUAAUCCAUUCAAUAUCAUGGAGUGUAACUUUUGUGGUAUGUUGUCUAAACAAAAACAAGAGUGACUACAAUUUCUUUAUAAUUUCUAUGUUGUAAAAUACAA